Eurypyga helias (sunbittern) is the source of this 1905-nucleotide messenger RNA. It is a transcript of the gene ING3, whose product is annotated as inhibitor of growth family, member 3. The transcript is spliced from 10 exons. Gene Ontology annotation, cellular component: NuA4 histone acetyltransferase complex. The coding region runs from base 1 to 1149 and encodes 382 amino acids. Gene Ontology annotation, biological process: regulation of DNA-templated transcription. The record is from RefSeq and is a predicted model, not a curated record. Lineage: Eukaryota; Metazoa; Chordata; Aves; Eurypygiformes; Eurypygidae.
AUGGAUCAGCUUGAGCAGAGGGUAAAUGAAUUUUUUAUGAACGCAAAGAAAAACAAACCUGAAUGGAGAGAAGAACAAAUGACAUCCAUCAAAAAAGAUUAUUAUAAGGCUUUGGAAGAUGCAGAUGAAAAAGUGCAACUGGCUAACCAAAUAUAUGAUUUGGUAGACCGUCAUUUGAGAAAAUUGGACCAGGAACUUGCUAAAUUCAAAAUGGAACUUGAAGCAGAUAAUGCUGGAAUUACAGAAAUAUUAGAAAGAAGGUCUCUGGAGCUGGAUACACCGUCACAGCCUGUGAAUAACCAUCAUGCACAUUCUCACACUCCAGUAGAGAAAAGGAAACACAAUCCAUCGUCUCACCACAGUGCAACAGAUCAUGUUCCUGAAAAGAAGUUUAAAUCUGAAGCUCUUCUAUCUACCCUGACUUCAGAUGCUUCUAAAGAAAAUACACCAGGGUGUCGAAACAGUAAUUCAUCAUCCUCUUCAAACAAUGCAUACAAUACAAACUCUUCUCAACCAUUGGCAUCAUAUAACCUGGGCUCAUUAUCUUCAGGAUCUGGGGCCGGUGCAAUUACCAUGGCAGCAGCUCAAGCAGUGCAAGCCACGGCACAGAUGAAGGAAGGAAGACGAACAUCCAGUCUAAAAGCCAGCUAUGAAGCCUUUAAGAACAAUGAUUUUCAGCUUGGAAGAGAAUUUUCAUUAUCCAGAGAUUCCACUGGAUAUUCAUCAUCAGCUCUGGCAUCUACAUUAACACAGACGUUAAGUUCAUCAACCACAGAUUCACGAAGUGGCAGAAAAAGCAAAAACAACAACAAAUCCUCAAGUCAGCAGUCCUCAUCAUCUUCCUCUUCUUCAUCACUGUCAUCAUGUUCUUCUUCAUCUGCACUGGCACAAGAGCUGUCUCAGCAGACAGCAGUAAUACCAGAGUCUGAUUCUAAUAGCCAGGUUGACUGGACCUAUGAUCCAAACGAGCCACGUUACUGCAUUUGUAAUCAGGUGUCCUAUGGUGAAAUGGUAGGCUGUGAUAACCAAGAUUGCCCUAUUGAGUGGUUCCACUAUGGAUGUGUUGGACUGACAGAAGCACCGAAAGGGAAGUGGUACUGUCCACAGUGUACAGCUGCAAUGAAGAGAAGAGGCAGUAGGCAUAAAUAAGAUUAUCUGGAAAACAAAUUACAUACUGAAAGUUAUAUAGAGGACUCGGGAGGGGGAGGAACCCCCACCACACUUACUUGCAACCACUUAAGGGUUAACAUAGCAGUCAUAAGAUCUUGAACUAUUGAUUUUGCUGGUUGUGUUUUAAUAUUGUAAGUAAAUUAUUUAUGCACAUCGGUGUGCUACGGAUACUAUUGCAGUCAGCCUUGGAUUGUUCCAGUGGCCAACGUAUGCAGACAUUUGUACUAUCAAACCAUUUUCUCUAAGCAGUGGGCAUUCAACAAUUACUCAGUCUUCAAAAAAUUCCGAUUAAGUCAAGAUUUUAAAUGUAUGUUUUAUAUUCAACGGAUAUAUUCUGCUGCAUGAGCUGUUAGGUAACACUAUGUAUAUAAAUGGUGCAAAAAGUCUGUGCUUCUGGAAGAAAAAAUGAGACAAUGGUUUUUAAAAUGCCUUUAUAGCUUUGGUUCUUUAUGAAACUUAAUUCAGCAGGCUGAAGAAAAUGGUUCUUGUAUACAGCGGGCUGUUGUCCUCUAGGGUACUUGAGUAUGUAAAAACAAAAAAAUGCUGUAGAAUAAAACAAACUUGUGCCAUUAGUCUUUAUAUGUUUCUGCUCCUGAGAAGGCGCAGGCCAUAAGAGGGAAAAAAAGGUGUUAAAGUGAUGAUAAAUUUUUAUACCAAAUGUGUUUAUUUUUUUGUGCAAGUAAUCCUUUAAAUUUGAAUUGUAUUAGGUGUUAAAAUAAAACAACCUCAACUCCU